Messenger RNA from Raphanus sativus (radish), 1427 nucleotides. RefSeq names its product serine carboxypeptidase-like 14. The coding region runs from base 1 to 1311 and encodes 436 amino acids. NCBI's taxonomy places the organism in Eukaryota, Viridiplantae, Streptophyta, Magnoliopsida, Brassicales, Brassicaceae. Gene Ontology annotation, biological process: secondary metabolic process; proteolysis. Gene Ontology annotation, molecular function: serine-type carboxypeptidase activity; acyltransferase activity, transferring groups other than amino-acyl groups. The transcript is spliced from 15 exons. The record is from RefSeq and is a predicted model, not a curated record.
AUGGAUUCUUGGAUACUCAAGUUGCUGUUGCCACAACUUUUGCUUCCGUUCAUUCAACAUGCUGAUGCAAGCUCUAUCAUCAAAUAUGUUCCUGGCUUUGAAGGCCCUCUGCCUUUUGAGCUUGAAACCGGAUACAUUGCUGUUGGUGAGGCAGAGGAAGAUCAGAUGUUCUAUUACUUCAUCAAAUCUGAGAGGAACCCUGAAGAAGACCCUCUUCUUGUCUGGUUAACUGGAGGACCUGGCUGCUCUUCUCUCACUGGCCUUGUUUAUGAGAAUGGUCCUCUUGCUUUCAAGGUUGAGGCCUACAAUGGAAGUGUCCCUUCUUUGGUCUCUACUACAUAUUUAUGGACUAAGGUUGCCAAUAUAAUAUAUUUGGACCAGCCUGUUGGGACUGGCUUCUCCUACUCAAGAAACCCAUUUGCUGAUAGACCAAGUGACACAAGAGCAGCUAAGCGGGUCAAUGAGUUUCUUCGUAAGUGGCUAGACAAGCAUCCUGAAUAUUUUUCCAAUCCUUUUUAUGUAACCGGAAACUCUUAUUCCGGUAAGAUGGUUCCAGCCAUCGUUCAAGAAAUCUCAAAUGGAAACUAUAUUUGUUGCAAACCUCAAAUAAAUCUUCAGGGCUAUGUGCUCGGAAACCCGGUAACAAACUUUGAUUUUGAUAAUAACACUCGCGUUCCAUUUGCUCAUGGAAUGGCACUCAUCUCUGAUGAACUCUUUGAGGCGAUGAAGAGAAGCUGUGGAGGUGACUAUUUUCAUGUGGAUCCUCUUAACACAGAAUGCUUGAAACUCGUUAAAGAUUACAAGAAGUCUGUCUCUAGAGUAUAUAAAGAACUUGUUCUAGAAUCAAAUUGUGACAAAACAUCUCCUGAUUGCUAUAUGUAUCGAUAUUCGCUAUCCGAAUAUUGGGCUAACAGCGAGAGUGUACGCAGUGCACUUAAAGUGGCGAAGGGGACUAAAGGGAAAUGGGAGCGAUGUGACAGCGCCAAUGUGCAUUGCAUUCAAGACAUUAAAAGCAGCCUACCAUACCAUAUGAAUAACAGCAUCAAAGGCUAUAGAUCUCUCAUCAUCAGUGGUGAUCACGAUAUGACAAUCCCUUUCAUUGGAACCCAAGAGUGGAUAAGGUCUCUAAACUUUUCCAUUAUUGAGAAAUGGAGGCCAUGGAUGAUACAAGAUAAAGUCGCUGGAUACACCCAGACUUAUGCUAAUAAGAUGACAUAUGCCACUGUGAAAGGAGGCGGGCACACGCUGGAGUAUAAACCAGUGGAGAGUUCAAUCUUGUUCAAGAGAUGGAUAAGUGGACAACCACUUUAAAACAUAGAAACCUUAUUCUUGGUGUUAUCUGAUUAAUGCCGAACGUGCUUGGUAUCCGGAUUCAUAGAUAGACACAUUUCGUUAUUAUUGUAUUGACUAAUUUUGGCCAGCUUAUU